AUAAGAACAAUAUAUGAGUUGCCGUCAAAUGAACAAAAAUUCAGUAAAACAACUUUUCUGUACCAACUAAUAACGAUAAAUAGCUAUCAGCGUGUCAUUGUAGCCUUCAAAGCACAUUCACGUUUGGACGUGUUAUCUUCUACGUUGAUUUUGCAAUUAUGGUUAACCCGGACGUAGUACCAAAAGUGAAACUGAACAAUGGUGUGGAAAUACCAAUUUUGGGGUACGGCACAUUUGAUUCUAAACCAGGAGAAGUAAAACAAGCUGUAAAGGAUGCAAUCGAUGCCGGUUACAGGCAUAUUGACUGCGCAUGGGCUUACAGAAACGAAAAGGAAAUUGGUGAAGCGAUCAAAGAAAAAAUUGAUGAGAAUGUUGUCAAAAGGGAAGACCUCUUUAUUGUUAGCAAAUUGUGGUGUACUUUCCACAAACCGGAAGCUGUCGAACCAGCACUUAGGGAGUCGUUAAACGAUUUGGGAGUGGACUAUUUGGAUCUAUAUUUGAUGCAUCAGGCUUUGGAUUUUAAACCAGGCGAUAAUAUUUUCCCAAUAGACGAAAAUGGUCAAGUGAUUCCAGGAGAUGCUGACUAUGUGGAUACGUGGAAAGCAAUGGCGGAAUGUUACAAAAAAGGACUCGUCAAAUCAAUUGGAGUAUCUAAUUUUAAUAGGCGACAGAUCGAAAGGCUUCUUGUAAUGACUAAAGUUGUACCAGUCACAAAUCAAGUUGAAUGCCAUCCCUAUUUGAGUCAAAAGAAACUCUUUGAAUUUUGCAAAUCAAAAGGAAUUACAAUUACCGCUCACAGUACACUUGGAGCCCCGGGUAGUAAUUAUGCAAAGCCAAACACUCCAAAAGUAUUGGAGGACGCUAAAAUUAAAGCUAUAGCCCAGAAACAUAAUAAAACCCCUGCUCAAGUAGUACUCAGAUGGCAUAUCCAAAGAGGCAUAAUAGCCAUCCCAAAGUCGCUAAAUAAGAACAGGAUUAACGAGAACAUUGACAUAUUUGAUUUCCAACUUACUUCAGAUGAUAUUAAACAGAUCGACUCUAUGGAUUGCAACGGUAGAAUGUUCGCUUUAGAAUGGGCUAAAAAGCACCCCUACUACCCUUACAACGAUGAAUACUAAAUUGUAUAAGCAGUAUUAUAAG
Agrilus planipennis (emerald ash borer) is the source of this 1140-nucleotide messenger RNA. RefSeq names its product aldose reductase. The transcript is spliced from 6 exons. The record is from RefSeq and is a predicted model, not a curated record. Gene Ontology annotation, cellular component: cytosol. Gene Ontology annotation, molecular function: aldose reductase (NADPH) activity. Lineage: Eukaryota; Metazoa; Arthropoda; Insecta; Coleoptera; Buprestidae. The coding region runs from base 159 to 1118 and encodes 319 amino acids.